This is a messenger RNA of Closterium sp. NIES-65, 2253 nucleotides long. NCBI's taxonomy places the organism in Eukaryota, Viridiplantae, Streptophyta, Zygnematophyceae, Desmidiales, Closteriaceae. The record is from the annotation of a GenBank genome assembly.
AUGCCCCACUCCACUCCUUGGGGCAGUGGCCGUGGCUCCAAGGAUUACUCUCGAGUUGAGCCCAACUGUCAACAUGCUGCCGCCAUCCCCUCUUCACUCCUCUCUCCCCCCCAACCCGCUCCCCCCAUUCCUGAGCGGGCCGCUGAGGAGCUGGAAGCGGGCGGCGGAGCGGACCCCCUACCUGUGGCUGCCCCGAGUCUGUGCGGGCCGCUGAGGAGCUGGAAGCGGGCGGCGGACCCCACGAGCGGCAGUCCCAAGGGGUUUGGGUUCUGCGAGUUUGAGACGGCUGAUGGGGUGCUGCGCGCCCUGCGCCUGCUCAACCGCCGCCAGAUCGAUGGGCAGAACCUGCUGGUGGGUGCUGUUGGGGAUUUGAACGUGAAUGCAGCCACGAGGGAGUACCUAGAGCGGGUGGUAACUUCCAGGAAAGCCUCCUUUGCCGCCCUCGAAGCUUCCCGGAAAGGGGUGGCUGAUCAGGGCAGGAAGGCUGGAGGGGAGGGUGAGGCCGACGGGGAAAAGGCGAUUGGGAAGGACGAGACGAGUGAGGAGGCUGAUGGGGUGAAGGCAGGGGAAGCGGGAGGGGAGGCGAAGAAAGAUGAGGAGGGGAAGGGAGGGAGCAAGGAAGAGGGCAAGGAUGAGAAGGAUGAGGAGGGAGAGGAGAAGGAAGAGGAGGAGAGGAGGAAGGAGGAGGAGGCGAAGGUGUUUGGGCUGGUGACGCCUGAAGAUAAGGACAAGGAUGAGGCUGCUCUGGCGAAGCUUGAUGGCAUGCUGCAGGAGAGGGCGAAGCUGCUGCCACCACCACCGCCACCGCCUCUCAAGGAUGCGAGCAAGGAGAAUGACACGUCUGCUGCUGAAUCAAGUGAACAAGGUGACGGGCACAGACGGGAGGGCAGAAAGAGAGAGAGGGAAGAUGCUGAUUCUGACGAUGAUGCUGGCCACGAGCGGGCGAGGGAGGAGGAGGAGGAUGCGAGGGACAGGGAGAAGGAGGAGAGGGAGAGGGAGGAGGCGAAGGAGAGGGAGGAGCAGCAGAGGAGGGAGGCAGUGGCGUUUGUGAGCGAGGUGGUGGGGGAGGCCAGUGUGCUGCUGGGAGGCCAAGCUGCUGGUGCAGCAGGUGCGGAGGCAGCAGCACCGGGGGGUAUGGCGGGUGAUGAAGGUGGGGUGGGUGGUGCAGACGGAAUUGGAGCAGGCGGGUUGAUCAAGAGCGAAGCGACCAAUGGUCUCGCAGACCUCCUGCCGUCCCUCCACCCGCCUUCUGCCGCUCCUAUUGCAGCGGCUGGUUCCCCUGGAGGGGCGCAGGCAGGGCAGGUGGCGGGAAGCGAGGGAGCAGGGGGGUCGCAGCAGGGAGGGAGGGGCAGGGAGUCGGAGGUGGAUGCGCUGGUGCGAGCCGUGGCUGCCCAUGCCAAGGACAGAGAGGGUCGAGCAGCACCGGCACCGUCCAAGAAGUCGCGCACGCUGGCAUCGGUGUUCGGGGCAGAGGAGGACGAGGAGGAGCUGGCACGCAAGAAACUUCGCCCUCUCGUUCCCAUCGACUAUGACGAUGGGGGUAGCGAUGGUGCUGCUGGCACUGCUGCUGCUGCUGCCGGUGGUGGUGGGCAUGGGGGUUCCUCUCUCGCCCCCCCAGCUGCUGCUGCUGCUGCUGCUGCUGGUGCAGGAGGUCUGGCGACCAGCAUUGCUGCGGCGGCUGAGUUUGCCAAGCGACUGUCGCAGGGAGGCGGGGCGGGCAAGGAGGAGGAGAGGAGGAGGAGCGGAGGGGGAGAGGCGGGUGCAGGUGGGGGAGAGAAGGCGAAGGCGAGACCGAAGGCGGUGGUGGAUGUGAAGUCGCUGAUCGACUCCAUUCCCAAGAGCAAGGACGAGCUCUUUGCCGUUCCCAUCAACUGGACCGUCUAUGAUGAGAGCGCCCUGCACCAGCGCAUGCGGCCGUGGGUGGCACGGAAGAUCCGGGAGUUCCUGGGGGAGCCCACGCUGGGCUCGUCGACUUCCCCUCACCACCCUCACCCGUUCCCCGCCCUGCACCAGCGCAUGCGGCCGUGGGUGGCACGGAAGAUUCAGGAGUUCCUGGGGGAGGAGGAGCCCACCCUGGUGGACUUCAUUCUCUCCAAGACGCAGCAGCACGUGGGCGGGGCGGCGCUGCUGGGGCUGCUGGAGCCGAUACUGGACGAGGAGGCGGAGAUGUUUGUUCUCAAGAUGUGGCGCAUGCUCAUCUUUGAGAUCAGGCGCGUUGAGAUGGGGCUCACUGGGAGGGCUGGCGCUAAGUAG